CACACUAACAUCCACACUCCUCGCUCGGCCUCCUCCCUCCCUCCCUCCUUCCCCUCGCCCUGCGGCCGGCCGCGUCCACACAGCGCAGCCGGGGCAGCCCAGAGCGCGGCGCACACGGGCACCAGCGCAGCCCCUCCCCGCGCCGCCCUAAGUCGUCCAGGCUCUCACCAGCGCUUCACCGCUUCACCGACGGAACCCGCCGAAAGCAAUUAGCCAGCCUCCCGGGCUGCGCCCCCCCAGGCACAUCCCCCGGCCUAGGGCGAAGAUGAGCAGGACAAGCGAGGCACAAAGUCGAAACUCAACUUUUUAAAACAUUAUUUGCAUGUGUGUGCGUAUGGGGGAGAGAAUGAGCUGAUGCCGAGGGUCCAGCCAACCCCCUUCUGCCUCCUCCUCCCCCUGCCGCUGCUCCCCUCGUACAGGCGCGCGCACACACGGCACUUGGGCCGGGUUUCCGCGCUCUGUCCCCGGGCUUGGAUGGGAGUUUUCAUUUCCGAAGGAGGCAGAACCCGUGGAGCGCGCUGAAGGGCUGGAGCCCCGUUUCUCCUCGCCAGCGCUGGCCGCCCGCUGUCACUCGCCCAGGCUGGCCAGGGGAAAGGACCCGCACGCCGGCUUUGUUGUGGAAAUCCCGGUUACCUGGCUAAUAACCCACACCAUGGAUAACUUAUUGGACUUUGCCUGAAAGGAGUCAUUAGUGCUAUUGGAUAUUUGACCAUCCUGGCCACAGGGUUUUUCAGAAUGAAUGGAAGGUCAUGCAGCAUGAAUCUCCAGCGGACAUCAGGAACCCCACAGGGGCCUGGGAUGGUCAGUGGCCAACACAUUCCUCCCAUCCGAGCCCAUUCGGGGACUCCUGGCCCCCCGUCCUGUGGCAGCACACCGAGCCCUGCUAUUGGAAGCCUGGCUAACAGUCUCCAUCUCAAGAUGCCCUCAGGAGGAGGGAUGGUUCCUCAGAGCAACAUGGCUGAGAGCCCCAUCCACCUGCCCGCCCUGAGCCCCAGGAGACAAGUGUUCACCAAUGGGAAAUCACGAUUCCAGGUCACCCAGGCUGGAGGCAUGUCAGGGCCCCACACAUUAAAGCCAAAGCAGCAGGAGUUUGGAAGUCUUUUUCCUCCAAAUCCUGGGAAAGGGGCUCUUGGCUUUGGGCCUCAGUGCAAGUCCAUUGGAAAAGGCAGCUGCAACAAUCUAGUGGUCACCAGCAGCCCCAUGAUGGUUCAGCGACUGGGACCCAUUUCACCUCCAGCAAGCCAGGUUUCUACAGCAUGCCACCAGUUCAGUCCUAGCUUACAGAGGGCAAUGAAUGCAGCCAACCUGAAUAUACCUCCUUCAGAUACCAGGUCCCUUAUUUCGCGUGAGUCUUUGGCGUCCACGACUUUGAGUCUGACAGAAAGUCAGUCGGCUUUGAGUGUGAAGCAAGAGUGGUCUCACGGCUACAGGGCUCUCCCAUCGCUCUCCUCCAACCACAGCUCUCAGAAUGGCAUUGAUCUAGGGGAUCUGCUUAGCCUUCCUCCUGGGACAGCCAUGUCCAGCAAUAGUGUCUCUAACUCAUUGCCAUCCUACCUUUUCAGCAUGGAAAAUAGCCACUCUCCUUACCCUAGUCCCCGACACUCUUCGGCCAGAUCCCACUCGGCCCGCUCCAAGAAGAGAGCGCUGUCCUUGUCCCCGCUGUCCGAUGGCAUUGGGAUAGACUUCAAUACCAUCAUCCGCACCUCUCCCACAUCCUUGGUCGCCUACAUCAAUGGGUCGAGGGCUUCCCCGGCCAACAUGUCCCCACAGCCCGAGGUCUAUGGGCAUUUCCUGGGAGUGCGCGGUAGCUGCAUUCCGCAGCCGUGUCCGGGGCCCAGCAGCCAGAUGGGUGUGCGGGUGGCCAGUGGUGGCUUGGCGCUCCCGGCCUACGGCGAGGACAGCUCCCUGGAGUACGAGCGCAUGCAGCAGCUGGAGCACGGCGGCCUCCAGCCCGGCAUGGUGAACAACAUGGUGGUGCAGCACGGCCAGCCAGGCCCGGACGGCCAGCCGGCCGGCCUGCUGAAGACCGAGCGCCUGGAUGAUUUCUCCAGCGGCGCCCUCGACAUGACCCCUGCGCCGCCUCUGCCACCACCACCCCAAGGCCCCCCACCGCCCUACCAUGCCCACCUGCACCUGCACCACCAAGAGCUCGUCCCCCAUGCCCAGACGCUGGCCCUGCCCCAGGCCACCCUGGAGGAAGAUGGGGAGAUGGACGAUGUCGGGGGCAAGCACUGCUGUCGCUGGAUCGACUGCAGCGCCUUAUAUGACCAGCAGGAGGAACUUGUGCGGCACAUCGAGAAGGUUCACAUAGACCAGCGCAAAGGGGAAGACUUCACGUGCUUCUGGGCCGGGUGUCCUCGAAGGUACAAGCCAUUCAAUGCCCGCUAUAAACUGCUCAUUCAUAUGAGAGUCCACUCCGGAGAGAAGCCCAACAAGUGUACGUUUGAAGGUUGCAAGAAGGCCUUUUCAAGGCUCGAAAAUCUCAAGAUUCACUUGCGGAGUCACACAGGCGAGAAGCCAUAUUUGUGCCAGCAUCCGGGCUGUCAGAAGGCAUUCAGUAACUCCAGUGACCGUGCCAAGCACCAGAGGACACAUCUGGACACUAAACCUUAUGCUUGUCAAAUUCCAGGAUGCACCAAACGCUAUACAGACCCAAGUUCCCUAAGAAAGCAUGUGAAGGCACAUUCUUCCAAAGAUCAACAAGCAAGGAAAAAGUUGCGGUCCAGUGCAGAACUGCACCCUGACCUGCUCACGGAUUGCCUCACCGUGCAACCCCUGCAGCCGGCCACUUCCCCACGAGACGCUGCUGCAGAUGGGGCCGUGGGAUGCUCCCCUGGGCCUGGGCCUGACCUCUAUCCAGCUUCCAUUUUCUCCAGCAAUCAUUCAAGCCGAAGUGGAACAGCUGCUGGGGCCGUGCCACCCCCACAUCCUGUCAGUCACCCUUCUCCGGGACAUAAUGUACAGGGGAGCCCCCACAACCCUUCCUCCCAGUUACCUCCACUCACAGCUGUGGACGCGGGAGCUGAGAGGUUUGCACCUUCUGCUCCAUCUCCUCACCACAUCAGCCCCCGGAGAGUUCCGGCUCCUUCUUCUAUAAUGCAGAGAACACAGCCUCCCCAUACCCAGCAGCUCUCAGGAUCACACCUGAAGUCUUAUCAGCCGGAAACAAACUCUUCUUUCCAGCCAAAUGGAAUCCAUGUCCAUGGAUUUUAUGGGCAGCUGCAGACAUUCUGCCCCCCGCAUUACCCUGAUUCCCAGAGGACCAUGCCACCCAGCAGUUCCUGCAGUGUGGUUCCUUCCUUCGAGGAUUACCUGGUCCCCACAUCCAUGGGCCAGGCUGGCUUUGAUGUUUUCCACAGAGCCUUCUCAACUCACUCGGGCAUUACAGUGUAUGAUUUGCCUUCAGGUUCUUCAAGCCUCUUCGGAGAGACUCUUCGCAGUGGACCUGAAGACACCACCUUCUUGCAAAUCAGCGCUGUGGACCGCUGUCCUAGCCAGCUCUCCUCUGUCUAUACUGAAGGCUAAAGGCUCCCCUGGUUUCCGCUACCACUGGCGUCCAGGACCUUUUUGUCACUUGUCACCUUUUAUGUUCAUGCUCUCAAAAGACUGUGUGAAAAGGAUGUCAACCGAAUCAGCGGAACCUACAAAGUCCCAGACGUGUAGGUUGGACUUUGGAGGGCAGGAAUGGACAGUCAGAGCUGGGCCUGUCAGGAGUGUUUGCAGUUGCUCCUUUUCCUCUCUGGAUUUGCUGGUCACCAGGACUGUCAUUGCAAAGGGAAUUUAGACUCUCACUGUACCGGAUACCUGUUACUUCCUGGCUGUCAACCCUCAAAGGACACCGAUGAAGUGAUGUGCAUGUAAAAAUGUAGUUUGGGUAUCACCCUGGCUGAAAACUCCAAGUAGGGAAGGACAACGCAAAUUGCCAGAAGCCCAGAGAACUGCCUUGCUCAGUGCUCGUCCUGCUGCUGGCCGAUGCCAGGCCAAGCACAACAAGAAAAAUCCAGGUCCAUGGCACAGCGUGGGCUCCGCUCUUGGAGAAGCCCCAGGUUUCCGGCACUGGCCUGGCAUUCCAGUGACUGGCUGUCUCUUUCUCUGCUCUUAGACAUCCCCGUGCUAACCAGUUGCUUUUCAGUGUUUCUCCAAAAGCAAAAUAAGAAGGUUCUGUUGAGCACAGUCCCUUGAAAGGCACUACAACUUGUUUUAUAUUCCAGAAACUUAUCGUACUUCUUUCAUUUUAAAGACUUGUUAUUUACAUCUACUUUAAAAGGAAAAAAUAUUUAGAAGUCUGUUCUUUGGAUGGAAAUAAUUAUUGUAAUCACCCCAGCAACAUACAUUUUGCCACAGCUGUAGCUCUGCCUGGCCCCACCUGGCAGCACCUGUGAGCACUCCUGGAAUGUUAGUUUUGCAUAUAGCAAAGGCUACCUGAGGGCAAGGGGGUGGGUACGCCCCCUUCCCAGUGCUGUAGCAGGAACCCUAGAAGGUUAACUGUUCGGCGACUCCACCUCAAAGACCUUAUUCAAAGCAAAAGGUCACUUGACUAGUUCACUCAUUGCUUCCACUCUGACACUCUGCCCAGAGACGUGCUAGAUGAGAGCACAGGGACACACUGAGUUGUGUUCCUGGGUUCUCUUGGAAAACCAAACUAGAGAUGCCCUAUGUCCAGUUGUUUUGCACAGCCUCUCUGCUCACCUCCCUCAGGAUAUCCAUUCAUCUGUCUGUCUCUCCCUUAUACUUCUCUCUCUCUCUCUCUCUCUCUCUCUCUCUCUCUCUCUCUCUCUCUCUGUUUUCUUUCUUGUUUUCUUUUUGGGCAUUGUAUUCACCCUCUUCUUCACUAUAGUUCACACAUGCCCACCACCCACUGUAUUCUGACCAUCAGCUCUUACCAAGGUCCGACCUAAGGCAGGUAGAGGAAACAGUUCUAAAAAGGUGGGCAGAAGAAGGCAACAUUUUUUCCUGAAACUCGGGUUUGAGGGCCUGGGAUUUUUACAGACCACUUGACCACUUGCUGUCAAGCCUGAAGAGGAAGCCAUUUUCUGUGGCACCUAGACAAAGCUAUUAAAAGGACCGAGUCGGCCCAGGCUACGUAAAAAUUAACCAAACCCCAAAGACACCCAGUAAAUUCUGACAUUCCACUACUGUCACAUUUCACGCUUUCUUUUCUCUCUUUAAAAAUGUUUUCUGAGCAAAAAAUGAAACAAUGGUAUUUGUCAAACAAAUAAUUAUAAUCUUCAACAAGACAAUUAAACAGCUUGGUGUCAGAUUUGGGAUCCAGUGACAGUUUGUAUCCUGACAGAUGGGUCCUUCAGUCUGGCUACACAGUAAUUCGUAUUCUGCCUGAUUCUGGACUCCAUUCAAACGUGUGGUACAAUAAGGUGAAUAAAGAACCAAGCAUGGGGUCCAUUUUUACAAUGCACUCAGUCAGUCUAGUUUCUCUGACUAUUGAGCUCUGAUCUAAGAAAAGCCAUCACCCAGACGCCCAAGUCUGCAAAAGAGACGAGUUAUUCACUACAGAAAUCUGCUCUGCUUUAUGAAAGGGUGCACAUCAGGCUUCCUUUCCAAGUGAGCUCUCAGACCGCAGGUAAACUACCAUCCUUCUUGCAGACUGAAACUCGUGUCACUUUGGCCUACGCAAGACUCUAUGCGUACUAACACUGGCAUUACUCCGGUGUCCUUUGUCACACUCGGGAGAGAAAGGAAAGCUCUGGUAUCUUUAGAGAGACACUCUAUCCAUUGCUAAAUACUGAUGUCUUUAUGGGGAACUCAAAAUACAUUUUAUUUGUGUGAUGAGGAGGAAAAAGAUGAAAAUGCAAGAUGGUUAUUGCAGCUGAUAUUGUCAGUCCUGCCUUAUGGCUUUAUAUAAUUUAAAGGGGGAAGGAGGACAAAGCCAGAAGCUGAACCUCAGAAACCAUGGAUGUCAUCUCUCUCUGGCUGGAGGAAAUGCUCCUGUGCCAGUCUCUGGCCUGAUUGUGGCCUUACUGUGGCCCUGCCCCUCUCCUGCCUCAGUGGGGCUGGAGGGAGCCGGGGCUCAGGGAGCAGCAGCAUUUGCAGAGCCUCCUUCCUCAGCAGGAAUUUGGGUCAGCCCCUGAGGAGGGCAUUCCUGUUAGCAGAGGGAGCACACAGGAAGCAGGGCCCAGCGCUGCCUACAGUGCGAGAGCUGAGAGCCAGUUCACAUGCCCUUCAGUGUUUCCUGAUGGCUGCAGGUUUGGGCUUAAGGCCUCAGCAGGACACUCAGGUUCCUUCUAGACUAUUCAUGCUGUCCUUAGAUUCCAGGAUCUCACCUGGCCAUAAAAGUUGUUUCUUGCUUGCUUUCUCAUGGCACAAGAUUUAUAUAUGCUUUUAUUAUUAUAUUUGUAGCAGUAAAAAUGGAAUGUGCAAAAAUUCCUUCCCUUCUAUUUCCUGGCUGUUUCAGUUUUGAUAUGUAACCAUUUUCAUAAACAUUCGAACAUAUUAUCAUUCCCCUAUUUAAAAAAAAAAAAAAAGCUGAUGCUUGUGAAAGUAACACACACCCCAAAGACAAUUAUCCUAUUACAUUAAAAAAAAAAAAACACAAAAAAAAAACCCAAUAUGCCUAGAGACAUUUCAUUUGCAGCAUUGUCUUAAUUCCCUAAAGUCAGUUAGGGAAUUGCAUCAAAAUGUCAGUUGUAAUUUAGCUUCUGAUCAGCUGGUAAAUAUCAUUUAAAUAUUUUCAGUCCUGUAAAGUCCCUUUUAUUCAUGUCACCCCCAAAUUACAUAGGUGAUUGACUCUAAAAUGGACAAAAGGUCUUGAGUGGAUCACAGCGUAGUUUCCACUGCUAAAACCGAGUAUUGGUGUUGUUUUGUUGCUUUUACGUUACCAGCCGUCAAGCACAUUAGUAUGCAGCCACAGAGGUAAAUGUUCCAUCUCCCCUAUCCAAGAACCUUGACUUUCAGUUGCCUUGAAGUAUUGAGAAUAGUGAUUGUAAAUGUCCAAUUUAAUUAUUUGGUAUUUUAUGUGACUGCUUUGACCAUGUCAUUUGAUAGCAGCAUUUUUUAAUGGCACUUUUUGUUGGUGGUAUGGAAUUUCUGCGGUUACUUUUUUUUUUUUGCAAUGGAUAAAGCAAAGAAAAAAAAACACUCAUUGGAGAAAUGGCGAGUGUAAAAAAGAAGAGAUUUAUUUUGUACAGACAGCAGAGCAUCCUGUGUAAUGUUGCUGACAUAAAGCACUUUGGGGGGGGAAGUGGAAAUCUGUUUUCCAUAAAUCACACAGACCCUUGUACAUAGUUAUAUACACUCACGUAGAGAAAUGAACUGCAUAGAUCAUACUGGAUAUGGGGCCGAUUUUACUCUAGGGGCACAUCUGGUGCUUAUUGUCAUAAAUCUUUUAAAGAAUUAGGUACACUUUUUUUCUAUUAAUAUGUAUAGUUUUGUGAUUUGUCACAGUUAUGUUUCAUAUAAUCAUAAGUUAUUUUGUCUUGUUUCAUGAAGUCCUUUUUUUAUGUCAAAAGUAAAAUGAAGGGAUUGUGCACUUGGUACAGAAUAAAACUGGAAAUAGAGGAUAUGCCCACCUGCCUGAAAUCCUCCUUCAGCAUGUCAUUUGAAAACUCAAUGGCAACAACUGUUUGUUUGUUUGUUUUAUUUUGUUUUGUUUUACCAUCAGCCUCCUUCAUAUUGGGAUGGCAAUUAUAAUUAAAAGCAGAUGGGGUGGGGGAGGGAGUGUCCAAGGCCAGCUUUAAAAUGCCGCAUUGCUUUGGGCCAGAGCUGCAGCCUGGAUUUAAUUAUAGAUAUGAGGACGAAAUGGCAGUAAAAAUGAAUGUGUCCCUGAAUCCUUUAC
Molecule: messenger RNA, 7789 nt
Organism: Rhinolophus ferrumequinum (greater horseshoe bat)
Lineage: Eukaryota; Metazoa; Chordata; Mammalia; Chiroptera; Rhinolophidae
Gene: GLIS3
Product: GLIS family zinc finger 3
Exons: 11
Coding region: 736-3525 (929 amino acids)
Biological process (GO): regulation of transcription by RNA polymerase II
Cellular component (GO): nucleus
Molecular function (GO): DNA-binding transcription factor activity, RNA polymerase II-specific; RNA polymerase II cis-regulatory region sequence-specific DNA binding
Source: RefSeq, a predicted model, not a curated record